Messenger RNA from Medioppia subpectinata, 486 nucleotides. The record is from the annotation of a GenBank genome assembly. Lineage: Eukaryota; Metazoa; Arthropoda; Arachnida; Sarcoptiformes; Oppiidae.
AUGGCAUCGUGUCGUCCAUCGGAACAGUCAUCGCAAGCAUCGGCGCCACAGACCUCAUCGCCGCCAUCGCCGCCAACCACUCACUCGUCGGGCGUGUCGUCCAUCACUUCCAGCGCCAGCGCCGACGUGCGACUGGGCUCUAGUCGACUGUCUUCAUCACACGUGCACUCGUCCUCCUCUUCUACCUCUUCGUCGUCGUCGUCCGUUUCGUUCGCAUUCGGAGGCCAUCAGUGGUCGCGACAGUCGAGUGUCGACGAAGGGGUCUUCCAUUCGACCUGCAAUUCGCCGGCGAAGUCCAUACCCAGCAGUCCUAUGGGACCCAAAUUCAAGCUCAUCCACGAGGGAGACAUCCACUUGUGUCGCCUCAACCAUCAGAGAACAGUUAUCAGCAAAAUAUUGAGCUCUAAAUUCUUGAGACGUUGGGAAUCGCAUCGACUUUACUUGACUGCAGUUAAUAUCACAUCAAAGACGGUAUGUAUUCAUUAA